GUUUUUUCCUCCUCGUCAGACAGAAAUCUUGUCGCUGCAAAAUACGGAAUUUGCUAUUUUUAUCCGCAUUUCAGGUUAAUAAUACAAAUAUUUAUGCAGUCCGACAACGAACACACGCUGCUGCAUUCAUGCUUCGACUCAUUAAAAAGCGCAGUCAUGGGUUGUUGCUACAGUAUCUGCCAUAAAGAAUCCGAUCCACAGGAGAACAUAGUAAACGAGAGGACGCACCUGUUAGAGGUGGCGGAACAACAGCAGGAGGCGGCGCCACCGUCGUCGUCAGCGUCGACGCCGCCCCGCAAGCCCGACGAGCAAAAUGUACUCAGUAGGAUAUUGCAUGAGACUGCCACUAACGUGAUCGACGUGGGCGCACUGGGCCCGUACGCGCUGGAGCCGGGCGCGUACAGCGAGCGCGUGCGCGCGUACACGGCGCGCGCGGCGGGGGCGGGCGCGGCCGCCGCGCGCGCGCGCCUGCUGGCCGACGUGCCGCUGGCAGAGAGGAACGCGCUGCUCAGCAGGCCCGGCCUUACUGCUGAAGAUAAGGAUUUAAUAUCAAAUGCCGUUAAAAAAGCAGCCGCUGCCAUAUCAGAGUUGCGUGUGGAGCAUCACGAGGAUUUGGUGGUGCCGUUCAGAGUGCCAUAGCAGAGACACAACCGAGUAUUAUUAUUCUCGGAAAAUUUAUAGAUAAAAACAGAUAUUAUAAAAUUCAUCCUAAUCUUAAGCGAUCUGUCAGGCGGCCAUUUUGUAUUGCCCUCUUUCAUUAACCGUAUCGACAUGACAAGGAUGGCAUUACUAAAUGUCAGUUUGACAGAUAAUUUUUUGAUUGUAAUUAAUGUAUCUCUAAUUUGUAUGGUUUACCGAUUUACCAAUAUAAGAUGUUGUAUAUUAUAUAAUUGACUGAAUCGGCACCAAAAAAUGUUUGUUUGUUAUCUGAAAUUAUAUAUUGCAUAUUGUAAUUUUGUUUCUCAUUUUUAAGUAGAUCUAGGGCAGUGCUAAAGCGUGUAAAUUCCUCUAAUUAUGUGACGGAUUGAUUCCAAGAAUAUUACUUUUUGAUGAUUAAAUACCAGUCUUAAUAUUUUGUUGCUUGUUUUGACCAUAUUAUAGUUAAGUUAUAAUAGUUAUUUAACCAGUAUUCCUUUCCCAGCGUAUUUGACUUGUAACCACAAUAUUAUUUUGCUACAUAUUAUUUUAGCAAAUAGUUAUUUCAUUACAUCAAAAAUCACUUACAAAGACAUAGAUUAAGCUAGACCCAGUAUGUGUAUGUAGAUUCACGGGCCAAUCAAAACUCUUAUUUUAUUGAUUGAGCUUUUUUUUACAAAAAUUA
Amyelois transitella is the source of this 1321-nucleotide messenger RNA. RefSeq lists its product as uncharacterized. Gene Ontology annotation, biological process: positive regulation of TOR signaling; cellular response to amino acid stimulus; cholesterol homeostasis. Lineage: Eukaryota; Metazoa; Arthropoda; Insecta; Lepidoptera; Pyralidae. Gene Ontology annotation, cellular component: membrane raft; late endosome membrane; lysosome. Gene Ontology annotation, molecular function: guanyl-nucleotide exchange factor activity; molecular adaptor activity. Bases 94 to 639 code for a protein of 181 amino acids. The transcript has 5 exons. The record is from RefSeq and is a predicted model, not a curated record.